Didymodactylos carnosus is the source of this 1671-nucleotide messenger RNA. NCBI's taxonomy places the organism in Eukaryota, Metazoa, Rotifera, Eurotatoria, Philodinida, Philodinidae. The record is from the annotation of a GenBank genome assembly.
AUGAAGCAUAGAAAAUUGAAUGUUGGAAUAAUAGGCUGCGGUCCAAGUGGUCUCGUUACACUUAAAGAAUUAAAAGAUGAAGGACAUGAUGGUACUGUAUUUGAAAAAUCCAGCGUUAUUGGAGGUAUAUUUACCACCUUUUAUCAAGAAGGCUAUAUGGUUAGCAGUAACUUGGUAACAAUGUUUAGUGAUUUUAUUGGUGGUGAAGAAGAUGAACUAUUAAAAAAACCGCGGAUGCUUAGUUUCGUAGAAUAUUCAAAAUAUUUAAAUGAUUAUGCUGAACAUUUUAAUUUGAAAUCUUCUAUUAAAUUUGACAGUUUAGUAGAAUCAGUAUGGAAAGAUAUACCAACUGGUAAAUGGAAAAUAAGAGUAAAAUCAAUUCUAGACGAGCACGAAACAGUACAUCUAUUUGAUCGUAUAGCAAUAAGUUCUGGUACACAUCAGAAAAGAUCAAUGCCAAAUUUUACUGGCCAAGAUCGUUAUCAGGGUAAAAUUAAACAUUUACAGGAUAUAAAAAGAUUUGAUGAUUUUUCCGGUAAACGCGUUUGUAUUGUUGGAAGUGGCGAAGGUGCAUCCGAUAUGGCAGUAGCAGCAGCUAAAUAUAGUAAAGCAGCAUUUAUAUCAAUUCGAAAAGAUCAUGGUUUUAUUAUCCCUCGAUAUGCACCUCCUGAUUAUGACCCGGCUGAUCUUAAUACAUCUCGUGCGUUUUGGUCACUACCACGUUGUUUUGGUCAAUUUUAUACAUAUUUGCUGCUUUUCUUUGGUUUCGUAGAAUAUUAUUUUAAGGGUACACGUAAUAUUCAAGAGAAAGUACACAAGGAAAGUUUGUAUAUGAACUGGAAACAAACGAAAACAAGUAAUAUAAUGAAUACAUAUGGAACAAAGAGUGCUGGAUUAGUUGAAGCUUUAGUUGAAUACAAUGGUAAACGUAAACCAGGUAUAAGAGAAUUAACUGAAAAAACAAUUAUAUUCAAUGAUGGAACACAAGAAGAAGUUGAUGAAAUUAUAUGUUGUACCGCAUUCAUAAAUCAAUUUCCUUUUCUAGAAAUAGCGGACAAACAAGCUGAUCCUAAUCACUCUAAAUUAGUUCGUCAAAUUGCUGAAGAUGCACGUAUAUCACAUGAUUUGUAUAAACAUUGUGUUCAUCCAGAUAUUGGUGAUGAAUUAUUUUUUAUUGGUUUUGUUCGCCCAUGUUUUGGUGCGAUACCGCCAUUAAGUGAAAUGCAAGCAAGAUGGUAUGCAUUACUAUGUUCACAAAAAUUACAAUUACCAGAUAAAGAAACAAUGAUACAAGAAAGUAAAAUAUAUGUUAAAUAUUUAGAAUGGCAAUUAACACCAUAUAGAACAAAUCGUAUUGUUAAUUUAACGGAUUUUCUUAUUUAUUCAGAUGAUUUAGCACGUACAAUUGGUUGUAGACCAAAUCUAUUGAAGAUGUUUUUUACUGAACCGUAUCUAUCGUUAAAAUGUAUAUGUGGUCCAAUAAUGAGCGUACAUUAUCGUUUAACUGGUCCUAAUAGCCAACCUGUUCAAGCUCGUCGUAUAAUUAAACGGGUUAAAUGGAUUAAACAUAGUAAUUUCUUUUGUCUUGGCUUGUCAUUAUCUCAUGGAAUAUUUUGGUUUUGUGGUAUUCAAGCAUGCAAACCAGCUGCGUGGUAUCGUAUUUCGAUUUAA